Suncus etruscus (white-toothed pygmy shrew) is the source of this 1124-nucleotide messenger RNA. It is a transcript of the gene NMRK1, whose product is annotated as nicotinamide riboside kinase 1. Gene Ontology annotation, cellular component: cytoplasm. The record is from RefSeq and is a predicted model, not a curated record. NCBI's taxonomy places the organism in Eukaryota, Metazoa, Chordata, Mammalia, Eulipotyphla, Soricidae. The coding region runs from base 1 to 831 and encodes 276 amino acids. The transcript is spliced from 8 exons.
AUGUCCCUUAUUCCUGAAGGAAUAAAGAAUAUAAUCAGUCAAGGACAACCAUCACAAAGCAAUACUCUAAGAUUCCCUGGGACUGAGGUUCUACCUAUUCACUUAAAGAUGCUUUAUUGGAACAGCUACAGGAAGUUAAGCUCCAUCUAUGUCUUCACAGGAGACCACGGUCAAUGGCUAGUGGUGACUCCAUCUGAACCUUGGCAACUAUCUUUGAUUGGCAAAUAUGGAACUCUCAGUAGAAGAAAAUUCACAUAUAAUGUCACAAAUGGUGGGAAGACAACUCUGGCUAAGAAGUUGCAGAAACACCUCCCAAAUUGCAGUGUCAUAUCUCAAGAUGAUUUUUUUAAGCCAGAGUCUGAGAUAGAAAAAGAUAAAAAUGGAUUUCUGCAGUAUGAUGUGCUCGAAGCUCUUAACAUGGAAAAAAUGAUGUCAACCAUUUCCUGCUGGAUGGAAAGUUCAAGACAAUAUACAGCAUCAGACUGGGGUAGUACUGAGGAAAUUCACAUUUUAAUCAUUGAAGGUUUCCUUCUCUUUAAUUAUAAGCCCCUUAACAGAAUAUGGAAUAGAAGCUAUUUCCUGACCAUUCCAUAUGAAGAAUGUAAGAGGAGGAGGAGUACAAGAAUUUAUGAGCCUCCAGACAUCCCAGGAUACUUUGAUGGCCAUGUGUGGCCUAUGUAUCUGAAGCACAAACAGGAGAUGGAGCACCUUCCCUUGGAAAUUGUUUAUCUAGAUGGAACAAAAUCUGAAGAGGACCUCUUUUCACAAGUUUAUGAAGAUCUGACACAAGAACUCUCAAAGCAAAAUUGUUCAGUGCUCCUAUCAAAGUGACGGUAAAAGAGUAGCCAUAAAACUAGUUUGUUACAUAGCCAAGAAUGGCAUAUAAGAGGGCUAAUGUAGGAUGAAUUGUUUCCAUUUAUUAGUUGCUUUAAAAAUAAUUUCAAAUCAGAGGUUCUGAUGGCUCCAGACAUUAAUUAUUUUGUUUUAUGGUUAAGGGUGAAAAUAUCGACCAUUUGUUACAUCUCUUAAAUAUAUUCAUGUUAUUUUCUUUAAAAUUUUUAGUAGAUACCUACUAUUUUAUUAAAACAAAUUAAUUUUGGGAACAAGUAAAAUUUAAGUGCUGA